AAAAGGUGUCUCUGCUAUGUGGAACCACAAAAUCUCACAGGUACCUUGGAAUUCUUCCUUCUGGGGUUCUCAGCUCAUCCAGAACUUCAGCCUCUAACUUUCAGCCUCUUCCUGUCCAUGUACCUGGUGACCAUGCUGGGGAACCUGCUCAUCAUCCUGACCAUUGCCUCUGACUCUCACCUCCACACUCCCAUGUACUUCUUCCUCUCCAUCCUGUCUAUGGCUGACAUUGGCUUUACUUCUACCACCAUGCCAAAGGUGAUUUGGGACAUUCAAACUCACAGCAGAGUCAUUUCCUAUGCUGGCUGCCUGAUUCAAUUGUCUUCUUUUUAUUUUUUUGGGUGUUUGGACAGUGUACUCCUAUCUGUGAUGGCCUAUGAUCGGUUUGUAGCUAUUUGUUAUCCCCUGCACUACCCAGUCAUCAUGAACCCUCGCCUCUGUAGCCUGUUGGUUCUGGUGUCUUUUUUGAUCAGCCUUUUUGACUCCCAACUGCACUGCUUGAUGAUAUCACAGCUUUCCUUUUGCACAAAUACAGAAAUUCCUCAUUUUUUCUGUGACCCUCCACAACUCCUCAACCUUGCUUGUAAUGAUAACUCUACCAAUACAAUAUUAGUCUAUUUUAUUGGUGCCAUCUUUGGUAGUAUUCUAGUCUCAGGGAUCUUUUUCUCUUACUGUAAAAUUCUUUCCUCUAUUCUGAGAGUCCCAUCAUCAAGGGGGAAGUAUAAGGCCUUCUCCACCUGUGGCUCCCACCUGUCAGUUGUUUGUUUAUUUUAUGGAACAGGGCUUGGCAUGUACCUCAGUUCUGCUGUCUCACAUUCUUUCAGAAGGGGUGCAGAGGCCUCUGUGGUGUAUGCUGUGGUCACCCCCAUGCUGAAUCCUUUCAUAUACAGUCUGAGGAACAAGGAUAUCAAGAGGGCCAUGUGGAGGCUCCUCAGCAGAACAACCUAGUCUCAGUACUUGGGCCAUUGUGGGUUUUUUGUCUGUGGAUUGGAAAUGACUGCAAACCCAACAUCUGGAAUUGGCAAACAUACCUCUUUGAUUAUACGAUUUUUGUAGCUCAUGGUUUUCAUUCCUCUUUAUCUAUUGUAUCUGAAAAGUGCUUAUUUUGACACAUCUUUAAUGGGAUUAAAGGAGUAUUCUGGGAUCCUAAGUAUGUCAGAAAUCACCUCACAAUUGAAUACUAUUACAACUAUGGAAUCUUCUGUAUUUGUUGUCUAAGAUCCAGGCAUCCUGUAAAAAUUCACAACUCCCUAUUAAUGUGUAUGUAUAUGUAUAUAUGAUUCUCAACCAUUUUCACUGUCCAUGUCUAUUUUUUCAUAAAACUUUGUCUUCAAACGAAUGUAUUAGUGCAGGUUGUGAUUAGUGCAGGUCACUGAGCCACAAUUUAGACUUCCUAUUGGAAGCAUCAGAUGAGCUUUAAAAAUCUUCAUGCCUCAGUUCCAUCACCAUACAGGAAGAUUUAAUUGGAUUGGAGAGUGAAAAGAGCAUAAUGAUUUUUAAAAUUAUUUUAUUGUUGUUCAAGU
This is a messenger RNA of Phyllostomus discolor (pale spear-nosed bat), 1523 nucleotides long. RefSeq names its product olfactory receptor 18-like. Lineage: Eukaryota; Metazoa; Chordata; Mammalia; Chiroptera; Phyllostomidae. Gene Ontology annotation, molecular function: G protein-coupled receptor activity; olfactory receptor activity. The coding region runs from base 118 to 948 and encodes 276 amino acids. Gene Ontology annotation, biological process: G protein-coupled receptor signaling pathway. The transcript has a single exon. The record is from RefSeq and is a predicted model, not a curated record. Gene Ontology annotation, cellular component: membrane.